This is a messenger RNA of Pseudoliparis swirei, 2458 nucleotides long. RefSeq names its product RUNX1 partner transcriptional co-repressor 1 (gene runx1t1). The transcript is spliced from 11 exons. Gene Ontology annotation, biological process: negative regulation of DNA-templated transcription; DNA-templated transcription. The record is from RefSeq and is a predicted model, not a curated record. Gene Ontology annotation, cellular component: nucleus. Gene Ontology annotation, molecular function: transcription corepressor activity. NCBI's taxonomy places the organism in Eukaryota, Metazoa, Chordata, Actinopteri, Perciformes, Liparidae. The coding region runs from base 525 to 2375 and encodes 616 amino acids.
AGGCAGAGCGCUGCUACUCCUCUUCCCCACGCCAACGGAGAAGCAGAAAACAAGAAGCCCUUCUUGACCGAGGGUGUGUGCAUGAAUUUCUCUCAUAUGUAAAAAACAAAACAAAAAUCGAUUUCUACAAUCUCGACCGACUCGACGUUAAAAAGGAUUUUGGAGCAAAGUGCGAAAGACGGAUAGGAAACCAGACGGGUGUCCCGCGCGCACUGCCGCAUCCUCCAUCUCCAUCUCUGUUUCAUCUCUCCUCCUUCUCUGCAUCUGCGCUUUUACAAGACUCCCGGCUUCUUCCAUCCUGACUAUCCCCAGUGACUGAUCACUCGUCGCAAAGCCGUGAGCUGCCCUUCUUCUUUUGUCGGAGUUCAAACCUCAUUGUGAGCUGCUGGAAGUCUCCCGCCUGAGCCCCUGAGCGCUGGCUGGACUCUAGCUUCUUCUUCCCCAUACAAGCGGAUCAUCGAGGGGACCUUGCGCGGAGUCAAAAGGACUGGAAAUUAUUUAGCCCUCUCACAUCAACGUACCGCAUGGUGGGAAUUUCUGCCUCUUUUCAGUAUCACACUGGGAAGCGCUCCACCAUGCCCGACUCACCUGCGGACGUCAAGACACAGUCCCGGUUGACCCCCCCUACCAUGCCUCCCCCACCCAGCACGCAAGGAGCACCCCGUAACAGCUCCUACACCCCCACCACAUUAACCAAUGGCAGCAGCCACUCUCCCACGGCGCUCAACGGCGCUCCCUCUCCUCCGAACAGCUACAGCAAUGGUCCCAGCUCCUCAUCCUCAUCCUCGCUGGCCAACCAGCAGCUGCCGCCGGCCUGCGGCGCCCGGCAGCUCAGCAAGCUCAAGCGCUUCCUCACGACUCUCCAGCAGUUUGGCAACGACAUCUCACCUGAAAUCGGCGAGCGGGUCCGCACAUUAGUGCUCGGACUAGUGAAUUCCACACUAACCAUCGAAGAAUUUCACUCCAAGCUCCAAGAAGCCACCAACUUCCCUCUGCGGCCCUUUGUCAUACCCUUUCUGAAGGCCAACCUGCCGCUCCUUCAGAGGGAGCUGCUGCACUGUGCCAGGCUAGCCAAGCAGAACCCAGCUCAGUACCUGGCACAGCACGAGCAGCUGCUCCUGGACACCAGCACCACCUCCCCAGUGGACUCCUCAGAACUCCUGCUGGACGUCAACGAGAACGGCAAGAGAAGGACGCCAGACAGAACCAAAGAGAACGGCUUCGAGCGAGAUGGUGCCCUCCACCCGGAUGUUCACCCUAGCAAGCGGCCCUGCACCAUAAGCCCCGCCCAGCGCUUCAGCCCGUCCAAUGGGCUCUCCUACCAACCCAACGGCCUGCCCCACCCGGGCCCGCUCCCCCCGCAGCACUACAGGCUGGAUGACAUGGCCAUCGCCCAUCACUACCGUGACAAUUACAGACACCCCCCCACCAAUCAUCGGGAGAUCCGGGAGAGGCCCAGGCCUGUUGGUAUGCAUACAGGGACCAGGCAGGAGGAAGUGAUUGACCACAGGCUGACCGACAGAGAGUGGGCUGAGGAAUGGAAACACCUUGACCAUCUGCUGAACUGUAUCAUGGACAUGGUGGAGAAGACACGGCGCUCACUGACAGUGCUGCGCCGGUGCCAAGAGGCCGACCGCGAGGAGCUCAACUACUGGAUCCGACGCUACAGCGACGCUGAAGAGCUGAAGAAGGGCGCCGCUAGUGGGCAGUCAAGGCAGCAGAGCCCGGCGGCACAAGACAACGCAACACCCGAAAUUCACAGGGAGCUGCUGCACCGGCCUGUGUCUGGAUACGUACCUGAAGAGAUCUGGAAGAAAGCUGAAGAGGCCGUGAAUGAGGUGAAGCGACAAGCUGUGUCAGAGUUGCAGAAGGCCGUCUCAGAGGCCGAGCGCAAGGCGCACGAGAUGAUCAGCACCGAGCGGGCCAAGAUGGAGCAUACGGUCGCAGAGGCCAAGCGACAGGCGGCCGACGAUGCGCUCUCCGUAAUCAACCAACAGGAAGACUCCAGCGAGAGCUGCUGGAACUGCGGCCGCAAAGCCAGCGAGACGUGCAGCGGCUGCAACACAGCGCGCUACUGCGGCUCCUUCUGCCAGCAUAAGGACUGGGAGAAGCACCACCAUGUCUGUGGUCAGACCCUCCUGGCCCAGCAGCAGCAACAGCAGCAGCAACAGCAGCAACAGCAGCAGCAGCAGCAGCAAGCCAGCCAACAGCAGGCAGGCGUGCCGGGGUCAGAGCCCCCCGCUCCCAUCAGCUCCUCUGCCUGCACCCCGAGCAGCGAAACUGGGAGUCCGGCUGCUACCCCGCCUGCCGCGACCCCUCGAUCCUCCACCCCCAGCACCCCGUCCUCCGCUGCCCCGGAAGGCACACCGCGCUAAGAGACUCAGAUGGAGGAUCGAGGCAAAGGCCUCCGGGGCUUGACAGCCAGCCCUCAACCCCACAAACAGCAUGACUGUCUACA